AUGGGUAUCCAGUUUGAGCGACGGCUACCAGUAGCGCCUCGCCCAUCCACCUUUGUUGAUCAUGUCCCCUUUGGUCGCAAGCUUACAGAAAUCGCCGGCACGCUGAUCAUGCUCUGUCAAUCGGUUUUGAUCGCUCUGCCAGCCGUCCUCAUUGCCGUCAUGAAGCGACCGAGCCUGCUCUUGGAUAGACAGCAGCGCAGGCGUAUCGCUUUUGGCUCCAUCUGGCGCUAUUUCGGUCCCAGCAUCGAUGACUUAUACAGGCCAUACAAGACCGAAUUGCUCGCCAUGGCAGAAGGUGUCGUCAUCGAUAUUGGCUCGGGCACGGGCCAGAAUCUCAAGUAUCUCUCGCACGACAAGAUCACUCGACUAGUCCUGAUCGAGUUCAACUCAACAAUGUACCCUGCGCUGACAAGGAGCGCAAUUGACGCUGGAUUCGAAGGCAAAUUUGAGAUACUCGGCUUUGGCGCAGAAGACGCGCACAGGAUCAAGAAGACGACAGGUCUCACGCCGGGCUCGGUGGACACUGUGAUCUCCGUUCUAGCGCUGUGCGGGAUACCUCAGAGUCAAGAAGUCAUUGACAGUCUGUAUGAAUACCUCAAACCUGGCGGACAAUUCUUAUUUUUCGAGCAUUGCGCUUCACCACACGAGCCGACGCUUUUCUGGCAGCGUCUCAUCAAUCCUAUAUGGACACUCGUCAUGGACGGAUGCGAGCUAGAUCGGCCGACAGGAGAUAUGAUCAUCAAUCAUGAAUGGACAGAAGCACAAGUUUGGCGACUACCGAUAGAGUCACGCUUCUCACUCAGUCCAAAGGAAGUCGGAUUUGCGCGCAAAUGA
Messenger RNA from Mixia osmundae IAM 14324, 834 nucleotides. RefSeq lists its product as uncharacterized. Gene Ontology annotation, molecular function: S-adenosylmethionine-dependent methyltransferase activity. The transcript is spliced from 2 exons. Lineage: Eukaryota; Fungi; Basidiomycota; Mixiomycetes; Mixiales; Mixiaceae. The record is from RefSeq and is a predicted model, not a curated record. The coding region runs from base 1 to 834 and encodes 277 amino acids.